Messenger RNA from Mus pahari (shrew mouse), 3095 nucleotides. It is a transcript of the gene Chd1l, whose product is annotated as chromodomain helicase DNA binding protein 1 like. Gene Ontology annotation, biological process: chromatin remodeling; DNA repair. Bases 27 to 2822 code for a protein of 931 amino acids. Gene Ontology annotation, molecular function: DNA helicase activity; ATP-dependent chromatin remodeler activity; ATP binding. The record is from RefSeq and is a predicted model, not a curated record. Lineage: Eukaryota; Metazoa; Chordata; Mammalia; Rodentia; Muridae. Gene Ontology annotation, cellular component: nucleus. The transcript has 24 exons.
GGAGCGGAGGCGCGGGGCCUCUCGGGAUGGCGGGCGCCUUGCCGCGCUUCCUGCAGGCGCUGCCGCCCGUGCACGGGCCGGAGCCGGUGCGGACGCGGGUGCAGGAACAGGACUUACAGCAGUGGGGCUUGACUGGGAUUCAUCUACGCUCUUACCAACUGGAAGGAGUCAAUUGGCUAGUCCAGUGCUUCCACUGCCAGAAUGGCUGCAUCCUGGGAGAUGAGAUGGGGCUCGGGAAGACCUGCCAGACUAUUGCUCUCCUCAUUUACUUGGUGGGGAAACUGAACGAUGAAGGGCCGUUUCUGAUUCUCUGUCCCUUGUCUGUUUUGAGCAACUGGAAAGAAGAGAUGGAGAGAUUUGCUCCAGGUCUUUCCUGUGUGACAUACACAGGUGACAAGGAAGAGAGAGCCCGUCUUCAGCAGAGCCUAAGACAGGAGUCAGGUUUUCACGUGCUGCUGACGACCUAUGAGAUUUGCUUGAAAGAUGCCUCAUUUCUAAAAUCCUUCUCUUGGAGCGUUCUUGCUGUGGAUGAAGCUCACAGAUUGAAAAACCAGAGCUCCCUGCUGCACAGGACACUUUCAGAGUUCUCAGUGGUCUUCCGUCUCCUGCUCACCGGAACACCCAUCCAGAACAGCCUCCGGGAGCUCUACUCCCUCCUCUGUGUCGUGGAGCCUGAUCUCUUCUGCAGAGAGCAGGUGGAAGAUUUCGUUCAGCGUUACCAGGACAUCGAGAAAGAGUCGGAAUCAGCAAGCGAGCUGCACAGGCUCCUGCAGCCAUUUCUCCUGAGGCGUGUAAAAGCUCAGGUGGCCACAGAGCUUCCCAAGAAGACAGAGGUGGUGGUGUACCAUGGCAUGUCCGCACUGCAGAAAAAGUACUACAAGGCCAUCCUGAUGAAAGACCUGGAUGCAUUUGAGAACGAGACAGCAAAGAAAGUCAAACUCCAGAAUAUCCUAACGCAGCUUCGGAAGUGUGUGGACCACCCAUAUCUGUUUGAUGGUGUAGAACCAGAGCCCUUUGAAGUUGGAGAGCACCUGAUUGAGUCCAGUGGGAAGCUUCACCUGCUGGACAGGCUACUGGCGUUUCUGUAUUCUGGGGGCCAUCGGGUUUUACUUUUCUCCCAAAUGACCCACAUGUUGGAUAUUCUGCAGGACUAUAUGGAUUACAGAGGCUAUAGCUAUGAGCGUGUGGAUGGCUCCGUGAGAGGAGAGGAGAGACACCUGGCCAUUAAGAACUUUGGAAACCAGCCCAUUUUUGUUUUUCUCCUGAGCACCCGGGCAGGUGGAGUGGGCAUGAACUUAACAGCAGCAGAUACUGUUAUUUUCGUCGACAGCGACUUCAAUCCUCAGAAUGACUUGCAGGCGGCUGCCAGAGCUCACCGAAUUGGCCAGAACAAAUGGCGUACCUUCCUCCCUGCCUCCAUCCUUGCCUGCAGUAUUUGGAAAGGUACAGAGGUAACUGAAGGCCAGCUGUGUCUUGCAAGUCCUCAGGGCCCAAUCAAAGCGUCCUUGUCUGUUAAAGUCAUCCGGCUGAUCGGCCGCGACACUGUGGAAGAAAUCGUGUAUAGGAAGGCAGCCUCCAAGCUGCAGCUUACCAACACGGUCAUAGAAGGAGGUCAUUUCACAUCAGGAGCCCAGAAACCUUCCGCUGAGGCCGACUUCCAGUUAAGUGAGAUUCUCAAAUUCGGCUUGGAUAAGCUGCUGUCCUCGGAGGGGAGCUCCAUGGAGGAUAUAGACCUCCAGUCCAUCCUGGGAGAAACCAAAGAUGGCCAGUGGAUCCCUGAUAUUCUACCCGCAGCAGCAGCUGCAACAGGAAGCCGAGAACCAGAGGAAGGAAAAAACCAUAUGUACUUAUUUGAAGGUAGAGACUAUUCUAAGGAGCCCAGUAAGGAAGACAGAAAGUCAUUUGAACAGCUGGUGAAUCUUCAGAAAACUCUUCUGGAGAAAGCAAGUCAUGGGGGCCGGACCCUCCGGAACAAAGGCAGCGUUCUUAUCCCAGGCCUUGCAGAAGGGCCCAUCAAAAGGAAGAAGAUCCUUAGCCCAGAGGAGCUGGAGGACAGACGGAAGAAAAGACAGGAAGCAGCGGCCAAGAGGAAGAGACUAAUGGAGGAGAAGAAGAAGGAGAAGGAGGAGGCUGAACACAGGAAGAAGAUGGCCUGGUGGGAAUCCAGUGGCUAUCAGUCCUUCUGCCUGCCCUCGGAGGACAGCGAGCUUGAGGACCUGGAGGACGGAGACGAGUCUUCUGCUGAGCUAGCUUAUGAAGAUCUAGACUCAACCUCCAUUAACUACGUUAGUGGUGAUGUCACCCACCCCCAGGCUGUCGAAGAAGAUGCUGUCAUUGUGCACUGCGUAGAUGAUUCUGGCCGCUGGGGCAGAGGUGGCUUAUUCACAGCUCUGGAAGCACGGUCAGCUGAACCAAGAAAAAUAUACGAGCUGGCUGGGAAAAUGGAAGACCUGAGUUUGGGCGAUGUCCUUUUAUUUCCUAUCGAUGAUAAAGAGUCACGAGACAAGGGGCAAGAUCUGUUGGCCUUGGUUGUGGCUCAGCACCGUGAUCGAACCAAUGUCCUGUCUGGCAUUAAGAUGGCAGCCCUAGAAGAGGGCCUGAAGAAGAUAUUUUUAGCAGCAAAGAAAAAGAAAGCAAGCGUUCAUCUUCCACGAAUUGGACAUGCUACAAAGGGUUUUAACUGGUAUGGUACUGAAAGACUUAUCCGGAAACAUUUGGCUACACGAGGCAUCCCAACCUACAUAUACUACUUUCCCAGAAGUAAGGCUGCUGCCCGCCAUUCACAGCCUGCAUCGCCCACCUCAGCAUCACUAGUUCCUUAGCAACCAGCCCAGCAUUGGGUCCAGUUUUCAGCAACCAGUUACUUUGAUUCUUGCUCCCAGAUUGAUUGUUAGUUUUCAGGAAACAAAUCUGUCUUUGGCCAUAUUCUCUGCUCUGGAAUUUCUGGGCUAGUCUUUUCUGAAUUCUAAUUUUGUUCCUCUGGAAGUGUUAACUGUGAUCUAGUACCUGUAAUACAGGAACACACAGUGUACAUGGGAAAGCCCCUUGGCUUCAGAUUGCCUACAUUGGAAUAAUAAUAAAUUGCCUAUUGUUAA